Mus pahari (shrew mouse) is the source of this 1906-nucleotide messenger RNA. It is a transcript of the gene Slx1a, whose product is annotated as SLX1 homolog A, structure-specific endonuclease subunit. The transcript is spliced from 6 exons. Bases 177 to 989 code for a protein of 270 amino acids. Gene Ontology annotation, cellular component: Slx1-Slx4 complex. Gene Ontology annotation, biological process: double-strand break repair via homologous recombination. Lineage: Eukaryota; Metazoa; Chordata; Mammalia; Rodentia; Muridae. Gene Ontology annotation, molecular function: 5'-flap endonuclease activity; crossover junction DNA endonuclease activity. The record is from RefSeq and is a predicted model, not a curated record.
UCCUGCCAGCAGGCGGCGCAGCAAGUCGCUCUGCCGGGUUUCCAGGAAUUUGCAGGACCAUUCUCCCGUGCUUUUUACUAAACCAAGGUUUUGCAGUCCUGGCUACCCAGCCCUUUCCGAGGUCCGAGGUCCCAGAACCCACCCCCAACUCUGGACCUUCAACCCAGAAAGUCCGGAUGGACCAUGCAGCAAGACCCGGGCGCUUCUUCGGUGUCUACUUGCUCUACUGCCAGAACCCUCGGCAUCGGGGCCGCGUUUACGUUGGAUUCACUGUCAAUCCCGCUCGUCGGGUCCGGCAACACAACGCGGGUCGCAAGAAAGGUGGCGCAUGGCGGACCAGCGGGCGAGGACCCUGGGACAUGGUGCUGAUCGUACACGGUUUCCCGUCUGCUGUGGCCGCCCUUCGGUUUGAAUGGGCCUGGCAACAUCCUCAAGCUUCCCGCCGCCUGACGCACGUGGGGCCGCGCCUGCGCAGCGAGGCUGCCUUUGCCUUCCACUUGCGCGUUCUGGCGCACAUGCUUCGAGUUCCUCCGUGGGUGCGCCUUCCUCUAACACUGCGCUGGCUGCGACCUGACUUCCGUCAUGAACUCUGUCCAGUGCCACCAGCACACAUGCCCAUUGCCUUUGGACCACCACCACCCCAGCCCUUGGUCCCAAAACGACCAGCUGUAAGUGAGGCUAACAACGAGCAACAGCUGGAUCUAGGUAUCAAGGCCAGAUGCAGUCUGUGUGCGCGUAUGCUGCAGGAUGAAGAGGGCCCCUUGUGCUGCCCCCACCCUGGUUGUCCCCUAAGGGCCCAUAUCAUCUGCUUGGCAGAGGAGUUCCUGCAGGAAGAGCCUGGGCAGCUUCUGCCCCUAGAGGGCCAUUGUCCUAGCUGCAAGAAGUCACUACUUUGGGGAAACUUGGUUGGGCAGUGCCAUGUGGACUCCGAGGAGGAAGAGGACUUGGAAUUAGAGGAGGAACACUGGACAGACUUGCUGGAGACUUGAUCCUAAGUGUCCCCCUGCGCCUUUUCUGCUUCUCCAGUAAUUGGCAGCUUUUACUUGAGCACAAUACAAAGGCUGGGAUUGUGGUACCUUCUGAUGUUUUCUCAGAGCUGGGCGGGAAAGGAAGGACCAUGAGGCCUCGCUUCCUCCCUUACCUUUCUCAGAGGUAACAGCUACUGUCUUCAGCCGCUUUCCCAUGACUAUGAUUAAUGUUGGGACCAGCAACCUGGGGGAGGAGGGGGCUUGUCCCAUAUUACACUUCCAGGUCCCAGCCCAUCAGUGAAGGAAGGUUGGGUGGGAACUCAAGGCAGGAAACCUAGAGCAGAAACCACACAGGGGGUUGCCUAUUGGCUCCAUCUCUCUGGCUGGUGCUUCAUUCAGUCACCACUUAUAUAACUCAGAACCACCUGCCUAAGGGUGGCACUGUCCACAGUGGGCUGGGCCUUCUCACAUCAACCAACAAUAAAGAAAAUGCCCCCACAGACAUGCCCACGGGCAAGUCUGCCUGAGACAGUCUCCCGGUUGAGGACCUGAAAAGGCAGAGCUGUGUAAAGUUGACAACUGAAACCCAACAGGACAAUAAUUAAAGGCUCAGAGGUAGCGCCUGUGACUUGGAGCCUCUAUUGGGAGCACAAAGGUCCUUUCAUUCACACGUAAGCACCCGGCAUCUCCUGGAAAGCUACCAACUUUUCGACUGGACUCUACCCCCAAGAGUCCAUUGAUGGGGGCUGGAGAGCCAGCUCAGAGGUUAAGUGGCUGUUCUUGCAGAGGACUCAAAUUCAAUUCCCAACACCCACAUGGUGUCUCACAACACCAAUUCCAAGGGAUCCAACGGUAUCUUCUGGCUUCUGAGGGACUAGGCAGACUGGUGGCUUACAGAGUACAGUGACAUAAAUAAAAUCAUGAAGUUAAAUUAAAAA